This is a messenger RNA of Stereum hirsutum FP-91666 SS1, 702 nucleotides long. RefSeq names its product Epl1 protein. The record is from RefSeq and is a predicted model, not a curated record. Lineage: Eukaryota; Fungi; Basidiomycota; Agaricomycetes; Russulales; Stereaceae. The coding region runs from base 72 to 485 and encodes 137 amino acids. The transcript has 3 exons.
ACCAUCCCACCACCAGCUUCGCUCUACACAAUCGUCUGUAAUCCCUCAACACUAUCAUCACUCUCAUCAUCAUGAAGUUUGGCUUCGCAUUCACCGCCGUCGCUUUCCUCAUCCCCUCCGCACUUGCGACCGCUGUGCGAUACGACACCACUUACGACAACGCCGGCCAAUCAACAGACACCGUUGCCUGCUCCGAUGGCACGAACGGGCUCGCUUCUCGCUACCCCACCUUUGGAUCUUUCCCAAAAUUCCCCUUCCUCGCCGCCUCCGAUAGCAUUCCCGGAUGGAACUCUCCAAACUGUGGAACGUGCUUCGCCGUCACCUACAACGGAGUCACGGUCAAUGUCUUGGCCAUCGACCAUGCCGGUGAUGGAAUCAACAUGUCUUUGGAGGCGAUGAAUGCUUUGACGAACGGUCAGGCUACGUUCUUGGGCACUGUGGACGCCACUGUGGCCCAGGUCGACAAGAGCGCCUGUGGCCUGUAAGAAGGACAUUCUCGAGAUAGUAGCAUAUGUUGUAUAUGUUGCUGUACGGAUCAAGGGCCACUGUUGUAGGAUAUCCUAUCGGUAGGAAUGGACAAUCUUUCUGUACGAAUGGACAUAGGACUGCUUUGCACGAACGGACUUGCAAUUGUUUGUAUAAUGCUGUCGAAAUAAUAUCGGACUUUGUUUCUCUUUCACCACAUCCAGAGCCGACAAUAAC